Molecule: messenger RNA, 962 nt
Organism: Eufriesea mexicana
Lineage: Eukaryota; Metazoa; Arthropoda; Insecta; Hymenoptera; Apidae
Gene: SC35
Product: SR family splicing factor SC35
Exons: 5
Coding region: 136-540 (134 amino acids)
Molecular function (GO): RNA binding
Source: RefSeq, a predicted model, not a curated record
GAUGUGGCGAAGUCGGCGACAUUUAUAUACCCAGAGACCGUUUUACUCGAGAAAGCCGUGGAUUUGCGUUCGUCAGAUUCUAUGAUAAACGAGAUGCAGAAGAUGCAUUAGAUGCUAUGGAUGGAAGACUGUUAGAUGGUAGGGAACUUCGGGUCCAAAUGGCACGAUAUGGACGACCAACAUCUCCACAUCGAAGUCGUAAUAGCCGACGACGAGCAAGAUCACGUAGUAGGAGCAGAGAUCGAAGACGCUCACGCUCCAGAUCGCGUAGUAGAUCAAGGAGCCGCGAUAGAGAUCGUAGGCGUUCAUAUAGUCGCAGUCGCAGCCGCUCACGUUCCGACAGUAAGAGCUCGCGUGGAAAAUCCCGUUCUCGCAGCAAAUCUCCAGAUAGACAAAAAGAUAGUCGUUCCAAAUCAAGGGACUGAAGUAACUGAACCAUAUUGCAAGUACAACUGUGAACAGAUGCACGCGCCGCGAGUGCAGAAUAAUCGUUUCUUGAGAACAAAAAGGCGGUGGAAAGGAGUGGCGUGGCGAGUGUAGCUGAUGAUGGGGUAGCUGAGAGUAAGCAGUAAGCCGAGUAGCAGGGCUGUAAGCAGUUUGCAGUAGCGAGCGGUUGGUGGUCUGGUGAAAGCAGGUUCGCGCGAGUCGAUCAGGGCGAGAAAAAGAGAGAAAGUGUGUGAGCGAAAGCUGUCUCUCUCUCUCUGUGGGGGGUCGGCGUGCAGAAAUUGCAGAGGGUACGGUCUCGAGAAUGCAGAGAAAUAUGCAGAGAGUACAACGAAAAGCUGCACGCGGUUGCUGGUCUCGACCACCGUCCGGUUUGCAGGUAGCACGUGAGCAUCACCAGACCUCGCGAGCAAUGACUCAACAUUUCAACUGUUAUGUCUACCAAUUGCUUUGCGUGUUUUUAAGAAAUAAUUUCUCCAACAAUGGUUCAUUCGAAACCAAUUAUCUACUAUUUUAUU